GAGUUGUCUGGGAUGAAUUCACAAAGCAUCUUGAUGACGCAAUUUCCAAAGAAUUUCCAAAUUUAAAUGAGUUGAGGGGAUCACCCAAUCCUGCUCUCGACUCUUCAGUCAAAGAUUGAUAUGUCGCUUAUUCAAUCUGGAACUAAGGUUAGCAACAGGAAAUCUCUUAAAAGGAAGCCUCCCACACCAUGGUGGGACGAAAAAUGCGCUGCUAUACACAAAGAGAAGGUGGAUGCGUUUCAUGAGUUUAAGAAAAGACCUAAUAUCGAUAACAUUAACAAAUACAAUGAGAUAUGUAAAUCAGUUAAAAAAAGGCUUAAAAAAAUCAAGAGAGAUAAGUACAAAGAGAGUGAAGUAAAAAUUCAAUCGGCUAAAGAUACAUUUCAUAAUGUAGUUCAUGAGAAAUCCUCGGGUAACAUAAAUAACUCAUUUGUGAAGGAUAAUAAAAAGGAAAAAGAUAUUACGACUCAUCCAUCAUUCGAGAAGAAUGGAGAAUCGCCUGGUCCUGAUAUGAUCUCCUAUGCAGUUAUAUCACAUUUUCCAGAGGUGAUGUUUGAGGUCCUUCUGGCUAUAUUUAAUGCAAUGUUUUUCUCUGGAAACUUCCCUGCUAAGUGGAAAGAGUAUUAUAUGGUCUUCAUACCUAAAGCUGGAUCGGACAAAACGAGGCCCAUUUCGUUGGCUAACACAAUUUUUAAAAUUAUGGAAAGACUCGUUAAGACCAGGUUGGAAUGGUGGCUAGAGGCUCAUUGUAUUCUGCUUCCAUAUCAAAAUGGAUUCAGGAGGGGUAGAUCUUGUGCACUAAGUAUCUUGACACUGCAGACAUUUAUUGCAGAAGCGUUUAAGGAGGGUUGUAGGGUGGGAGUAAUAUUUAUUGACAUAAAAGGUGCGUUUGAUAAUGUUAAUAGUCUAAAAUUACUUAGAAUUAUAAGAGGGGAAGACCUUGGUAUACCGGACUGUUAUGUCAAAUUUAUAGAAUUUAUAUUAUUUCAUAAAAAAGUUAAUGGUUAUUUUAAUGGUCAUUACUUAGGUGAAAGAAUUGGAUCAGUGGGGGUUCCGCAAGGAUCCGUGUUGAGUCCUUUGUUAUUUAACUUAUACAUGUCUAGGAUACAUUUGAAUCUGGAAAAGGAUAUACACAUUAUCUCUUACGCUGAUGAUGUUAUUUUUUACAAGAAUAAAAAUAUUAAAGAAAUUUCGUUUAAACUCAAUUGGGCCCUAAAAAUGUUGGAUAUCAACCUAGCUAGACUUAAUUUGGACAUAUCAACUGACAAGACAAAAUGGAUCCUAUUUGAUCAAAAGAGAAGGUUUAAUACAAACCAGAAUUUUAUAAUUACCCAUAGCCUAAAUAUAACUUUAUCAGACAAUAUUAUCCCUUUAGUUCGUUACUGUAAAUAUUUGGGAUAUAUCUUUGAUUCUAAAAUGAAUUGGUCAUUCCAUAUAUUAAGUCUCAGGAAAUCCUGCAUAAUAAGGAUUAAUUUAUUAAAAGGGUUUGCAGGUAUAAAAUGGGGAGCUCAUCCAUUGAUGCUGGAAUUGGUUUAUAAAGGACUGAUUAGGUCGGUCCUUGACUGGGGCGGUAUAGUUUUACUAGAUUGUCCUGGGAAAAAAAUUAAUAUCCUUAAUAAAAUCCAGUACAGAUGUAUACGAUUGGUCUUGGGUCUAAUGAUUUCCACUCCCACGAAUAUUCUGUUGGAUCAGAUGGGAGAAUGGCCGUUGAAGUAUAGAUGGAAAUAUUUAACCUCUAAGAUUAUCCUUAAAAGUCUCAUUUUGGGCCCGAACGCCUUGAUUGAGGUUAAAAAAGGUAAUUAUUGGUAUGAUAAAAAUGAUUACGGAAAUAAGAAAUCGCAGGCGGGUAUGGACAGAUUGACCGAGGCUACGAUAAAAUCUCUUGAUCUCGAUAUUGAGGUGUACUACACGGAUGGUUCCAUACAGAGUGGUGGUGGCGCUGGGUUUGGGGUCUACUCGCCCUGUCCGGAGGUCAGAGAGGCUAUUAGGGUUCACGACUCCUUGACUAUCUCGUUUGUCGAGGGUUUAGCCCUUUUGAGAGCAGUUAAUUUGGGUUUAGCCCUUUUGAGAGCGGUUAAUUUGGUAAGAGAUCAUGCAAAGAAGAAAGUUGGGAUAUUCACGGACUCCCUUAGUUCUCUUAUGAUGCUUAAUAACAUGGAUCUAAAAGGAAAAUGCAAGAAAAUAUACUAUGACAUCAAAAGUGCAGUCCACGCUGCAGCUAAAAAAGAUGUGGACAUCUCUUUCAUAUGGAUCCUCAGUCAUCGAGGAAUCCCAGGAAAUCAUCUGGCGGAUAUGUUGGCUGGUCUUGGAGCAAUUAGCACCGAAACACCGUUGGAUGAGCUUUGCUACCAGAAUAUAGAUGACGUCAUACUACGUAAUAAAACUUCUAUUCGUAUCGAAGCCAUUCAGGAGCUGGAAAAUGAAUUUCUAGACAAAGGAAGCAGAUACAGGAGUAAAAUUGAGUCUGUAAUGCAAAAGCCGUGGUUCAAAGACACCUGGGAGGUGAACAGAAGCGUUAUGGGUGUAUAUCAGUUGGACACAGAGCACAAAACAUAUCCUGUUCAAUUGUCCAAAGUUCAAUUGUACCAAAAGGAAUCGGAUCAUUUACUAGCCAAAUUAUCGCAAAUCGAUUGUGAAUUCUCAGCUGAUUUGAUUCAUAACCGAGCUUUCGAUUUGAAGCAUAUUAAAACAUUUAAAGAAAAAGACAAUUUUCUGAGAAGCACAUACCAAAGCCUAUAG
Molecule: messenger RNA, 2739 nt
Organism: Odontomachus brunneus
Lineage: Eukaryota; Metazoa; Arthropoda; Insecta; Hymenoptera; Formicidae
Exons: 7
Coding region: 121-2739 (872 amino acids)
Molecular function (GO): RNA-DNA hybrid ribonuclease activity; nucleic acid binding
Source: RefSeq, a predicted model, not a curated record